AUGGCCGCCGGGGGAGCAGGAUGCGGGGAUACGGUGGAGCAGUGCCGGGCCGAGGUGGAGCGCCUGUCCCGGGAACUGGCGGAGGCGAACCGGGAGAAGAUCCGGGCGGCGGAGUGCGGGCUGGUGGUUCUGGAGGAGAACCAGAGUCUGAAGCAGCAGUACGCGGACCUGGAGGCCGAGCAGGAGGCGCUGAGGCUGGAGCUGGAGCAGCUGCAGGAGGCGUUUGGCCAGGCCUACUCCACCCAGCGGAAGGUGGCAGAGGAUGGGGAGACCAACGAGGAGACGCUCCUGCAGGAGUCUGCCACCAAAGAGGCCUAUUACAUGGGCCGCCUGCUGGAGCUGCAGUCAGAACUGAAGCACAGCAGGUCUACUGCCGCCAAUGCACAGGCCGACAAUGAGCACCUGAGUACUCUACUACAGGAGCUGCGGGAGCAGAGUAAUGAGAUGUUGGAGCUGCAGCGGAGUCGGAUGCGAGAAGAGAUUAGGGAAUACAAGUUUCGUGAGUCGCGGUUGCUCCAGGACUACACCGAGCUGGAGGAGGAGAACAUCUCUCUGCAGAAGCUGGUGUCAACACUCAAACAGAACCAGGUGGAGUAUGAAGGCCUGAAGCAUGAGAUUAAGGUCCUGGAGGAGGAGACGGAGCUCCUGAACAGCCAACUCCAGGAUGCCCUCCGUCUGAAGGACAUCUCUGACACUCAGCUGGAGGAGGCGCUGGAGUCUCUGAAGAGUGAGCGUGAGCAGAAGAACCACCUACGCAGGGAGCUCGUCCACCACCUCAGCAUGUGCGACGUGGCGUACACCGGCAGCGCCCACCUGACGUUCACCUCUGCCCCACCCAGUGGCACUGCAACCCCAACCACUGUACUCUCUCCAAACUCAGAGGAGCCAUCAAGAUGUAACGGCCAUCUACAAAGCGGGACCGGAGCUGGGACUGGAGCUGGGACCGGAGCUGGGACGACCCCGGGGCCCCUACCCAGAUCUAAUGGAGACUGCCGAGGGUCUGGACGGAAAGCUGAGGGGGCUUCGACGUCAGACCUGUUCAGUGAGAUGAACAUAACGGAGAUCCAGAGACUCAAGCAGCAGCUGAUGACAGUUGAGCGUGAGAAAGUCGCCCUGAUGACCAGCCUGCAGGAGUCUCAGACCCAGCUCCAGCACACCCAGGGGGCCCUGAACGAGCAGCACGAAAAGGCCCUUCGCCUUAGUCAGAAAGUUACUACCCUGCGCCGCCUACAUCGAGGAGCCCACCUGGCCUACGAAGCCCAAUGCAGCGCCACGCCUCAGCUCAACCGCGAGGCUCUGAUGGACCUGGACCAGGAUGAGGAGGAGGCAGGUGUAAACGAGGAGGAUAAGAAUGCAACUGUAAACAAAAGUCAAGUGUUCUCUUACCAGACGCCGGGUCUGGAGAUCCUUCAGUGCAAGUACCGGGUCGCUGUGACAGAGGUGGUGGAACUCAAAGCAGAGUUGAAGACCUUGAGAGAACGGCUGGCUCAGUGUGGGGAGGGGGCGAUGGUGGAGAAGCAAAGAGGAGACACUCAACUGAAGAAGCUGGAAGCACAAGUCACUUCACUGGGGAAGAGCUGCCGCGAAGGCCAACGGAAGAUCUCCAGUCUGGAGCUGGAGUUGCAGGCAGCUCAGUCAUCAGCCAGUGAAAGUCAGGGGGCCCUGAACGCAGCUCAGGACGAGCUGGUGACGCUGAGCGAGGAGCUCGCCCAACUCUACCACCACGUCUGUCUGUGCAACAAUGAGACGCCUAACCGCGUGAUGCUGGACUAUUACAGACAAGGCAGGGGUCUCAGAGGCCUCAGUGCCAGUCUCAAAGCCAUGUCUACAGACAACAGCAAAGUCCUCCUCACGCCACGCCUCGCCAGGCGGCUGGCCGCUGUCGCCUCUACAACCUCAACCUCUGGGGAGUCACGGAGCCCCUCGGAGUCUCCAUCCAAAGAGCCCUUGUCUGGGGAAGUGACCAGAGAGGACAGGGAGGGGGACAGGGAAAGCCUCCAGGUGCCCUCUGACCCAAGCCUGCCACCCUGCACACCUCCAACCCGCUCACCCAGCGUCAGUGCCUCUUCAUCAUCGUCAUCAUCAUCAUCCCCUGCUUUGGAGCCACCCGGAGAGCUGCGCAGGGAGCCGAUGAACAUCUACAACCUCAAUGCCAUUAUCAGAGACCAGGUGAAGCACCUCCAGCGUGCGGUGGACAGGUCUCUCCAGCUGUCCAGACAGAGAGCUGCAGCCAGGGAACUGGCUCCUCUGCUGGAUAAGGACAAGGAAAGCUGCAUGGAGGAGAUCCUGAAGCUCAAGUCUCUGCUCAGCACCAAAAGAGAGCAGAUCGCCACUUUGAGACUGGUGCUCAAAGCCAACAAACAGACAGCAGAGGUCGCUCUAGCUAACCUUAAGAGUAAGUAUGAGGCAGAGAAGUCCAUGGUGACUGACACCAUGAUGAAGCUGAGGAAUGAGCUGAAAGCCCUGAAGGAGGACGCCGCCACUUUCUCCUCCCUGAGAGCCAUGUUCGCCACCAGGUGUGAUGAGUAUGUGACUCAGCUGGAUGAGAUGCAGAGGCAGCUGGCUGCAGCAGAGGACGAGAAGAAGACGCUCAACUCCCUGUUGAGGAUGGCCAUCCAGCAGAAACUGGCCCUCACCCAGCGCCUAGAGGACCUGGCCUUCGAUCAGGAGCAGACCCACCGCACCCGCGGGAGCAGACUGACCCGCGGGAAGACCAGCACCCCUAAAGUAAGUCCCCCAGCCUCGACUUCAGCCUCCGACUCACCCCUGGGCAGUUCUUCAGCUUUGCCCCCUAGUCCCCUCCCCCCUACAAGCCUCUUUAGUCCUACGUCGUUGCUCCCCGACAGCCCCUCUGUGCCCCUCAGCCCAUCUGUGGUCAGUGCAGCUGCUGCAGCUCUGGCCUCAGUCCUCACCUCCCCAAUGUCACACAUGCCCCCUCGCAGUCCGUCAUUGCAAGCUGUCGCAUCAGCAGCUCUGCCUGCAGCCCCAGAGAGCCCCCCAUCUCUGGAGGCCCCCUCGUCUCCGUCAGCCCGAACCCCGCCCUCAACCCCUUUGAGGCUGGCUCAUUCCCAGUGGACUCUGGGGGUGCGGACGGUUGUGGUUGACUCUCACAGUUUCAGUGUCAACAUCGCGCCCCGUAGCUCAGGCCUCUCAAGGCACUAUACCCCAGACUCGCUUUCCUCUUCCUCAUCCACCAGGCCCACCCAGCCUGGAUCUGCCCCCUCAUCUCCAUACCGAUCCCCCAUUUUAGGGCUCAGACGCUCCACCUGGAGCCCGUCACCACGAACUCGUCCGUUUUCUAGCUUCACACGCUCUUCUGUCCUUUACACACCUUCUUCAUCUUCUGCUUACUCAUCUACCCAUUCCCCCUCAUCCUCUUAUAGCUAUUCACCUUCCUACCACAACACUUCUGCUUUCACCCCCUCCAGCUCCUACCUCACCAACUCCAACACCUCCACCUCCCACAGCCACGCCUCUCACUAUACUCCCCUCUACCCCAGAUCCUACAGUUCUUACCGCCCCCGGCACUGACACUCUAAAACCUUCACCAUACGCCUUUCCGCCAGGCUCCUUAUUGACACUAAAACUGCAACUCCCAUCAUCCCUCUCUUUCUGCUACCGUAGAGAGUGGGGGCUCACAGAGAUGAGGACAAAGUGGUUUCCUGUUUCCCAUUUCCUAUUUUCCUGUGCCUAAGCCUUGGCCAAUGGGUUCUGAAUGUUCAGCGACUAUGCUCAGGGAUUUGACAUAAGGAGCACAAGCGGCCCCGCCUUCCUUUAAUUCUGAGACUGAUGAUUGGUCCACAGGAGGACACUAAUAGACUUUUUAAUGAGAGUUUUUAGAAUUUAGAUUCUUCAGGUUGAGACCACAAAUGCAUGAAGAAAUUAAGAACACAGACAUUCAGACAUUCACUGGAACAUUUGAGGGGCACUUUUCAGGUUUGGAUGAGGGCCAUGACACGUAAAAAUACCAUCCUCUGUAUUCAGUGUAUUACCCACUAUGUUUUAUGGUAGCCAGUCUCAUAUACUGUAUGUGCAAACACUGUAACCCCAAUGUCUUUCAAGCUUUGUCCACACUAAUACAUUUUUAUUUUAAAACACUUUUGACUGGCUAUUAUUAGUCACUGUCUCAUAUCACGGGACCGUUUCCCAAAAACAAGCUAUUAAAGCCAUUUUUGUCUUUAUGUCUCUACUACUACUGCUACUGCAUUUAGCAUUUUACCAUGUUGCUAUAUUUAUACUUACACAUAUAUAAAGGCAGGUAUGUUAUUUUCAUGCUGUGACCAUUUUCUACACCCUUCAUGUUUAGGAUGUGAGGCUCAAGGAUAAUGCAACAAAACAGAGGUUCAAAUCAUUAUAGUUUCACUGCUUCCUGAUUGAUCUACAAUUGAAAAUACAUUAGAUGUACUGAAAAUCCAGAGGAAAAAUGGGCGAUAUUUACAGGUAAAACAAUGUAUGUGAUAACCAGAUUACAUAAGCAUCCAUCCACUUUUUAGCUAAUAUAACUAUUUCAUUAUUUUUACAUGAUAUAACAGUAAAGGGAUAAAUUGAUUCUGAAAUAUA
Sphaeramia orbicularis (orbiculate cardinalfish) is the source of this 4560-nucleotide messenger RNA. RefSeq names its product protein bicaudal D homolog 1-like. Gene Ontology annotation, cellular component: cytosol; Golgi apparatus. Gene Ontology annotation, biological process: protein localization to organelle; microtubule anchoring at microtubule organizing center; positive regulation of receptor-mediated endocytosis. Gene Ontology annotation, molecular function: cytoskeletal adaptor activity; dynein complex binding; dynein intermediate chain binding. The record is from RefSeq and is a predicted model, not a curated record. Lineage: Eukaryota; Metazoa; Chordata; Actinopteri; Kurtiformes; Apogonidae. The coding region runs from base 1 to 3531 and encodes 1176 amino acids. The transcript has 11 exons.